AUGAGGAGGAGGGCAAGUACCGCCUGCUCGUGGCGAACGUCGGGGACUCGAGGGCGGUGCUGUGCCGCGCCACGGACAGGCGCGGGCAGCUGGGGGCGCUCAGGCUAUCGCAGGACCAGAAGCCCGACCGAGAGGACGAGAAGCAGCGGGUGCAGGCCAAGGGUGGCGAGGUCGGGUUCCAGGGGGAUCUUCCUCCCCGAGCCGGUGCGCUUCGGCGGCCGCCUGAUCCCGCGCUGGGGCCUGGCUGUCUCGCGCUCGUUCGGGGACCUGCUGCUGAAGGAGCCGGAGAACUACGGCUGCAGCAAGGUCACGCCGGGCGGGCUGGUCUCCGCCGAUCCCGAGCUCCACGUGGUCGACGUCGACCCCGCCACCGACAGGUUCCUGGUGCUGGCCUGCGACGGCAUCUGGGACGUGCUGCGGGACGAGGACGCCGUGGCCGUAUGCGCGGGGCAGGCCGGGGCCGAGCUGGCCGCGCACUCCCUGGUGCCCGGCUCAGCCUGCCCGGCUCGGAGCGGCGACAACCUGACCGCCCUGGUGGUCUCCUGGCGCGACGCGGAGUGCGCCUUCGGCGGCCAGGCGCCCUCGGGCGGUGCGCCGCGGCGGUGCGCCGCGGCGGCCGCCGCCGCCCGCUGCGCGCUCCCGCUCCCGCUGGGCGCUGCCGGAUGGGGCGCCCGCGGCGGCAGCGCCGCGCGCCCGGGUGCCGAGCCGCCGAGCCAGAGCCCCGAGCCCCGAGGCCUUCCCCCGUGCGGCCCGCACAUCCGGAGCGCCCACAUCGCCCACAUCGCCAAUCCGGAGCGAUCCUUCGAUCUCAUCCGCUCGGGCCCCAUUCCAGUCCUGCGCUGCGUCUGCGUGGUGGUGUGGCCGCCAGCUCUGCGCUGCGAGCGCCCGCCUGUGGCUGCGGGUGCUCGGUCUGCUCUCGUGCGGCUCAGUGGCCCGUUUGCCAGACCGGCGGCGGACGCCUCGGGCGAGCGCCCCCUGCAGGCCGCCCUGCUGGUUGCCGCCCUGCUCGGCCCGUGCCUCGCGGGCGCGUCGCGGCUGAAGUCGGCGAGCGGCGCCGGCGAGGGGUGCAAGGCACAGGCUGAGUUCGACAUCAUGAUGUGCACGUCUCACAUGUGCACCGACUGCAAGCUGGACUGGUGCAUGACGGCGUGCCAGAAGCUCCAGGAGGACUACCCGGCCUGCAAGUGCGAGCACUGGGACGCGGACACCUACAGCGGUCAGUCGGAGCACGCUGGCAAGGGCACUCUGGGCGACACGGGCGACUACUCGAAGCCCAUCGCUUGA
Prorocentrum cordatum is the source of this 1284-nucleotide messenger RNA. The record is from the annotation of a GenBank genome assembly. NCBI's taxonomy places the organism in Eukaryota, Dinophyceae, Prorocentrales, Prorocentraceae.